AUGGGAGGAGACCAAAGAAAAUCAAUUAUCGAUUACCCAAGAACAUUAUACCCACCAAUUCAACCAUAUGAUGUACAGAGAUUGAAGGUAUCUGAUAUCCAUGAAUUGCAUGUUGAACAAUCUGGUAAUCCAACCGGUAAUCCAGUUAUUGUUGUUCAUGGUGGACCAGGUGGUGGAUGUGAAGACUUUUACAGACAAUUCUUUGAUCCAAAGCAAUAUAGAAUCAUUAUGUUUGACCAAAGAGGUUGUGGAAAGAGUACUCCAUUUGCAAAUUUAGUUGAUAAUACUACAUGGCAUCUAGUUGAAGAUAUGGAAAAGAUUAGAAACUUGUUGUCAAUUGAAAAAUGGGUUGUUUUUGGUGGAUCAUGGGGUUCAACUCUUUCUUUGGCAUAUGCUGAAUCACAUCCAACUAGAGUAAAAGCAUUGGUAUUACGUGGUAUCUUCACUUUGAGAAGAGAGGAAUUGUUGUUCUUCUACCAAGAGGGAACCAGUUGGUUGUUCCCAGACUACUUUGAGCCAUACAAGAAUAUGAUUCCAGAGGUUGAACGUGGUGAUUUGAUGAGUGCCUACUACCGUCGUUUGACAGGUAGCGAUGAGAAGGUCAAGAGAGAAUGUGCCGACGCCUGGACACGUUGGGAGAUGGCCACCUCCAAAUUGAUGUUGGAUCCAGAGAAGAUCAAGCGUGGUGAGGAAGGUGACUUUAGUUUGGCAUUUGCGCGUAUCGAGUGUCACUACUUUGUCAACGGUGGAUUCUUCAAGGAGGAAGGUCAGUUGAUCAAGAACGCUCAUCUCAUAAAACACAUCCCAACUGUUAUCGUUCAGGGACGUUACGACGUCGUUUGUCCAGCGAAAUCGGCAUACGAUCUCCAUCAGGUACUCAAGGAUUCAUCGGAGCUCCACCUUAUCAACGACGCCGGUCACUCUGUCUCUGAAGUCGGUAUUACAAGUGCACUCGUUGAAGCAUGUGAUAAAAUUACUAAAAAUCUUUCUCGAAAUAUUUAUUACUCUUUAAAACAAUUAAAUGAUCCUAAAAUGAAAGUAAAAUUAAAUAUUUCAUUUUUACUAUUAUUAAUAUCAAUUUUAAAUGUGGUUUAUUCAACCGAUUUAAAUAUAGGACAAUAUAUUAUGAUUGCCAAAAACCAGCAAUUUAUUUCUAUUAACACCACUGAUGGAAAUUUAUUAAAGAAUAUAAAUUUGAAAACACCUUUUUUCUUUCAAGGAUUUUUGUCUGGAAAUUCAGAGGAUAAUACUAUUUUAUUGUUGAUUACCGAUUGGGACCUUAGUCAGGAUUUAGUAGUUGAAUAUUCCAUCAAUGAUAAUACUUUUAGAGAGGUUAUGAGUUUGAAUUAUACUUAUACAGGAACUGAAAGUCCCCAAUCUUUUGCCUAUGAUCCAGUUUAUCAGUUGGCUGCAAUUCCAGGUUUGAAUUUGUCGUAUACUCAUCCAAAUCUUACUGUUUUCAUAUGGGACUUUAAAAACCAAGAAUUUUUAUCGAUUUCACUUCCAACUGGGUCAUUGAAUCAACGUUCAAAUUACCCAGUAGGUUCAUAUGAUCCAAUCACAGGUGACUACCAUAUUAUCUAUGAACCGAAUACACCAUUGGGUACCUAUUACAUAGUUUUCAACCUGUGGAGUAAAUCAAUUGUCCAGGAGCCAAUUUUCUUUAAUGGUUUCGUUAUGAAAACUCCACAAAUCGUUUACUUUGACAAUCAAGUAUUCUUUAUUGAUUUAUGUCAAAAAUGUAACUAUACGAUUUACAAUGUAUCGAUUGCAACAGCAACCACCCAAAUCAUCUAUACAGUACCAAACCGUUUCCCAGCAUAUAUUUUCUCAAGCACUCUCGGUGUAAAAGGAAGCACAAUUGUUUUGUUUUCUUCUCUUAAUGGUGAAGAGUAUACAACAACUGUUAUUGAUCUUGCUACCCAAGAUGUUCAUAUAUCACCAGCUGUUAAAAUGAUUCUUCCAAUCAGAUUUGAAUGGAUAAGCGGCGGAUUAUAA
This is a messenger RNA of Heterostelium album PN500, 1998 nucleotides long. RefSeq names its product Proline iminopeptidase. The transcript is spliced from 11 exons. The coding region runs from base 1 to 1998 and encodes 665 amino acids. Gene Ontology annotation, molecular function: aminopeptidase activity. The record is from RefSeq and is a predicted model, not a curated record. Gene Ontology annotation, cellular component: cytoplasm. Lineage: Eukaryota; Evosea; Eumycetozoa; Acytosteliales; Acytosteliaceae. Gene Ontology annotation, biological process: proteolysis.